AUGUCGCCCUCACCGCAACUAUCUCCCCCGGGGAGUAGCACCUAUGACUCGAAUACACUGCAUGUGGGCGACGGCACUUGGGAUGCAGGGAGAGAUGACUUUCUCCUACCCAAUCUUGUUGGCUUGAAUUUUGCGACAAUGAGAUACAAUGGAAUGGGAAAUCGUUUUUUCUCUUUGACCGGCUACCAUGGCCUGGUCGAAGCGCACGGCAUCAUCGCUGCCAUCACAUUCCUCGGAAUCGUCCCGCUCGCCAUUUUCCUCGUUCGAUUCUACGGCCGCCAGCCCCGACUUGCCCUACGAAUGCACAUCUGGCUCCAGAUCCUCACCCUCCUCUUGAGCACCGUGAUCAUCAUUCUGGGCUUUCAAGCCGUUGGCCCGAACAGAAGUUUGACGAAUCCCCACCAUGGGAUUGGUGUCGCAAUCUAUGUCUUGAUCUGGGUGCAGAUCAUGGGAGGAUGUAUGCUGCACCGAAGAGAAAAGGGGAGAAAACGCCCGCACAUUCCUCUCAGUGCCAUGCUGCAUCAUUGGCUGGGCCGAGCUAUUGCUUUGCUCGGCAUCAUUCAGGUUCCACUUGGCUUGACGCUCUACGGGUCGCCUCCCUACUUGUUCGUUCUCUAUUCAUUAUGGGGGUUUUUCCUGCUCUUCUUGUAUUUCGUCCUGCAAUAUCUAGCGGAGCGGCGAAGGGGCCGUUAUGGACCCGCCGGCAAUAACCAGGUUGAGGUCGUUGAGACUGACGACCGCAGACACACGGGAUUGGGCAAACUGGCACUUGCAGGAGCAGCUGGUGCGGGUCUGGCGGCAUUGUUCAGGAGACGAUCUUCGGGGCGGGACGACUCACCUCACCGUGUGCAUGGAGACGGAGCUGGGACAGAAGUGACGGGAAGCGCAUCUUCUUAUUAUUACGACGACAAACUAUCCGACAGGUCUCGCCAUGGUAUUGGGCAUCGCCUUCUCCAGGUCGCAGCUAUAGGAGGAGUGGUUGCUGCGGUCAAGAAGCUGAUGGGUCGCAGAGACCACGACGACGAGUCGGACGUCGGUCCUUACAGACCGCCCCUUGGCGGUAAUCAGUCUGUCACGACGGACUCAAUGUCACGAAUGGAAGAAGGCAGGCCAGCUUCCAUUCGUCCGGUGACGCCGGUUGGUGGAAGCCCAGGCCAUGUGAGGCCAACACAUCCUCUCGCCCAAACUCCAAUGACACCAGGCUCGGAUGGACACAGAGAUUCAGGGUCAUUGUACACGGACGACUCAUUCGCCUCUGGAUCGCCGUCGCGCCGCGACCGGAGAUCGCAUGGAUUCCGAGACGCCGUGGCUGCAGGAGGAACAGUGUUCGCCAUUCGACAACUGUUCAAAAAUCGCAAACAACGCAAAGAAGACCUUCGCGCAGAACAACUGAGGAAAGAGAAGAUAGAGGAUGAGAGAACAGCACGCAUGACCUCGGCCCACAGGUACACCGGCGAUGGAGUCGCUCCACCAAGACGAGCCCGCCAUGGCAGGUCGGGUAGUCAGACUGCAUCAGAUCUGUCGACUGACCUGGGGCCGCCUGGAAUGAGCGGUGCCAUCCCCCCAGCAGCAGGUGCAGGUGUGGGGGCGGCCGCAGCAAGUGCUCUUGCCGACAGAGAUCGGAUCAGGCCCGUUGGCCAGGAUCCUCCGAUCGUUCAGCCUGGUCCACCUUCUGCUGCUUUUCCUGUUCCGCCUCCAGGCCAAGGAGAAAUGCCUCCCGUGCCGCCGCCUCACCUGGAAUCAUCGGGUAGUGAAAUUUACACCACAGGAUCGGGCAGGCAACGACAUCGUCACCAUUUCCGCGACGAAGCCGCCGCUGGACUUGCAGGUGCUGCCCUCGGAGCCGCCGCAGCAGAGGACUCCCGCCGUCGGCGACGACAGGGUAGCCGUAACAACAACCCUACGGACAGCAUGGAGUCCCCUCCAGUCAGUGUCAAAAUCAACAUGCACAACGACGGCCGUCAAGUAACUCUACGGCGCUUGACGGAAGAAGAAGCCGCAGCUCAACGCGAAGCGAGGAGAAAAGAACGCCAGGCUUCUGCAGCGGCAAGAAGAUCCAGGAGAGGGUCAAGUUUCAGCGGGAGCGACAGUGAGGCCAUGGGGGGACCUAGCAGUGCUGAUCGACGAUGGAGACGCACCGAAGCGCUGGAAGCCGAGCAGGCCGCGCAGAAUGAAGCUGCCGCUCAAGCUGCUGCCACACCACACUCGGCGGCAGCGCGGACCCCCCAACCACCAGCGUCUGUCGCUGGGCCGAGUCCGGCUCCCACGGUACCAUAUCCUACACCGCCUGAGCAUGCUGCCGCGCAAACAGGCACGGGUCAAGUAUAUCAAGUGCCUCUCCCUCCUCCACCGCCUAUCCCAGGAUCAGCCAGCAACCUAGGGUACCCGGCGGGAAGUGGUGUGACUUCGCCUGGAACGGAGACAAGUGGAGCAACGGAGUAUGCUAACAACAGGAGAAGGAGGCGGGCUGAACGGGCGCAGGCGAGAUUAGCCAGGGAAGGAAGAACCGGGGCCAACGUGGAAUUUACCUGA
This is a messenger RNA of Cladophialophora psammophila CBS 110553, 2532 nucleotides long. RefSeq lists its product as uncharacterized. Gene Ontology annotation, molecular function: transmembrane monodehydroascorbate reductase activity. The record is from RefSeq and is a predicted model, not a curated record. The coding region runs from base 1 to 2532 and encodes 843 amino acids. The transcript is spliced from 2 exons. Lineage: Eukaryota; Fungi; Ascomycota; Eurotiomycetes; Chaetothyriales; Herpotrichiellaceae.